GAGGACGCUUUUGUCGUGUUCGCCCGUGGCUGGCGAUCGUGUCACCGCUGAUCGUGCGAGAGUAGUGUCAAAUAGUUCGCGGUACCCGCGGAAAGAGGAAGCCAUGGGGCACACGAGGGCGGCCGUAUUCGCCAGCUGUCUCCUGCUCUUCCUGGCGGUCGACGCUUCGCCAAAUAAAUGUACUGUCGGCUGCCAUGGAAUGCAAGGGGGCGCCUAUCAGGAAGGACACACAUACGUAUACGAUUUAGAAGGAACGUCUGUAACGUCGGUUCCCGACGCUCAGGGUGAUGCUACUUUGAAACUAAAAGGUACCGUUGAAUUGACAGUAAAGCCUGACUGCAUUCGGCAAAUCCGAUUGAAGGGCGUGCAGAUCAAUGGAGCCCCAAUCUCGCUGCCAGAUGUUGAAAAGCAUGCAUUGCAAUUCAACUACCACGAUGGCCAUAUUGACACAGAGGUUUGCGCCGAACCUGGUGAUUCGCAAGCAUCCCUCAAUAUCAAGAGAGCCGUGGCGUCUCUCUUCCAAUCGGCUGUCAUCCAGGACUCUGGCUCUACAACUUAUAACGAGAUUGACGUGUUUGGUAGUUGCCCGACUGACUUCUCUUUCAACAAAGAGGGUGAGACGCUGACUAUCAGGAAAGACAGGAACUUGAAUCGCUGCUCCCAUCGUGAGACCAUCAACGAGGGACCCGUAUCCGCGAUCUACGAUCUCAAAUCCGAUAUCCAAUCCGCGCCAAUACUGGGUGCGCAUCAGAAAAUCGAGCAACGCUUCAAACGCGGCAUUUUGAAUAAGGCUACCUCGGUCGAGACCUACAAAUUGAGACCCUGGAGCAACGGAGACCUCAGCGCCAAAACGAUUGUACAGACCACGUUAACGCUUAAAUCCGACAGCGGUGACAAACCAGCCGCUCCCGUUUCCCUGCCGAAAUCCCUUAUCUUUGAAGCGCCGCAUCCUGUCAUCAAAUCGUCGCCUGAUGACAUUAUCGCAGCCGUAAAGGCGAGCGCCGAGGAACACGAUACCGUACAGGAGAAGGCGGCGAAGAAGUUCUCCCACCUCGUCAGCGUAUUGUGUCGAAGCAGCAAGAAUGACAUUCUUGCAAUCUAUCAGAUGAUUGCAACCGGUAGCGGCUUCGAUAAGGCCCACGACAAGAAGCUCUAUCUGGAUGCUUUAUCCCAUGCCGCAAGCGGCGAAGCCGCAGAAGCGAUUGCCGAUUUGAUCAAGAGCAAUGAACUCGUUGGCGAUCAAGCUCUCACGUCCUACGCGAAUUUCAUGCUCGUCAAUCACGUGAACCUGCCAUCGGUGACUGCCAUCACGACUCUUCUCGAUCAGCCGAAUCUACCACGUCUCGGCUAUCUCGGCGUUGGUCACAUAAUUGGCAAGUACUGUGAGCAGCAUACCUGCGAGAACGUGCAGGAAGUCAAACAGGCCAUUCAAAAGAUCCGCGAGAAGGUCGGCAAUGGCAAGGCGAAGACUAGGGAACAAGAGAAUCUGAUUGUCACGGCCUUGAAGACUCUGGGCAACACCCGGUUCCUUGAUGAGCCGACGUUACAGAAACUGGCCGGCAUUGUAGAGGACAAGAAUGUGCGCAAUCGAGUUCGAGUAGCCGCCAUCGAGACUCUGCCUACUCGCUGCUCCAUGAAAUGGAAGAACAUCCUGAUGAAGGUUAUGAGCGAUCGCGACGAGGAUAGCGAAAUCAGGAUUAAGAUUUACUUGUCCCUGGUCGCCUGCCCCUGCCCGCACGGCGCCAGCGCUGUUAAAGAUAUGUUGGACAAGGAAACGGUCAACCAGGUCGGUUCUUUCGUACAAAGCCACUUGCGUAACCUUCGGGCUUCUGCUGACCCAAACAAGGCCGAGGCGAAGAGGCAAUUCGGUUUGAUCAAACCGCGUACCCCAUUCCCAGAGGACUUCCGCAAAUUCUCCUUCAACAAUGAAUUGUCGUACAACGUGGGUGGUCUCGGAAUCGGCUCCGCCGUAGAGAGCAAUGUUAUUUACAGCCAGAACAACUUCGUGCCGCGUUCCGUGAGUCUGAAUUUGACCACUGAAUUAUUCGGACGCUCUUUCAAUUUCUUGGAACUGGAUACACGCAUCGAGAAUCUUGAUAGAUUGAUCGAGCACUAUUUUGGACCCAAGGGUCGUUUCACACAGUAUGAAGCGGACGAACUGGUAGACAAGGGCGUGGAUGCAGCGAAGGACAUCAAGGAAUAUAUCCAUCAAAAAGUCAACAAACUGCGUGGCAAACGUGAAGUUAAACAGGGAGAGCUUGAUAGAUUCGCCAAAGGUGUCAAACUGAGGAACAAUGAAGUAGACCAACAACUCGAUCUGGAUCUGUCCGUGAAGAUGUUCGGCGUUGAAAUGGGCUUCCUGACCUACGACGGAAACCCCGCGCAAUUGACGCCAAAACACAUAAUCGACAAAAUCUUCGAGAAGAUCGAAGUAGGCUUUAACAAGGCAAAGAAAUUCGACUACAAUAUACACAAUCACAUGCAGUUCAUAGACGCAGAACUAGUAUAUCCGACGAAUCUCGGUAUGGAGUUGGCCCUCACCGCCAUCGGUAGUGGCGUGGUUCACACGAAACUGUAUGGCAAGCUAGAUAUUCCGGCUAUCUUAAAGAAUCCGGAGAACGCUGAGGUGCACAUUGGUGUUGAACCCAGCGCUUCCAUCGAAAUCGAUAACAGCAUGGUUGUCAAAGGAUUUGAUGUAGAAUCCGGCAUGAAAGUUGUUGGCACACUGCACAUCGACCAGGCGACCGACUUCACUUUGAAGUUAUUGAAUGGCCAAGGUAUCGACGUGAAAGUUAGCGCGCCGAAAAAGAAGGAGAAGAUUAUCAUGCUAAGCAGCGAGGUUCUUAUGAGUUCUGGACCGAAAGGUGACGUAUACAAGGCUCCCAAGUUUAGCAAGGGUAAGAUCUACAAAGAUUGCUUCGAGCAGUUCUCCUCUCUGUUGGGCAUAACCGUUUGUGGUGAGAUAGAGUUCCCUUACGACAACAUCGAGUCGAUGCAAAAGAGAGCACUCUUCCCUCUGAACGGACCGGCUAAAUUUAAUAUUGACUGGGAGAAUACUGAUUUUUCCAGCGCUCAUCUCGUAAUUCAAUAUGACAACAAAUCGCCCAAAUCUCGGUCAUUCGAGAUUUUGCUUGAUACACCCAACAGCAAAACUAACAGACGCGUGUCUCUGACUGGCAAAGUUGAAGCGGAACCGAACAAGUACGCCAAACUGGCUUUCGAUUCGCCCAUCAAGAAAGCUUCCGUCGAAGCGAUGAUCAAAUGCAACCCUCAGGAACACACGCUCACAGUUACAGUCAAGAACGACAACCAAGAGUACUUUGCGCGAGCCGGCCUCUUGGCUAAUGGUCCAAAAUAUAAACCUAUCUUGGAAUACAAGGUACCAGAGCACAUUGAGAAGCUGGCAAGUUCCAAGACCGGAGUGAAGACAUCCAAAUCUGGUGGUCAGCAAUACAAUGUGCAAGGCGAGGUAGAGAUGAUCGAUCAGGAUGGCGGCAAGAAGUACGUAUUCGAUAAUGUGGCCUUGGUUGCGAGUGGACAAACGUUGGUCGGCCUCAACGGUUACAUCCAAUCCGCCAAGAACGCAGCCGCCUUGGACAUGAAGAUGAAUUACGGCGAAGAGUCCGUCACACUGAAGCUGCAAGGAAAGAAAUUGGGUGAACACCACUACACGCUUGGCGUGUCGGCGUUACCGUCGAGGGAUCCUAACAUCGGCUUCGAUCUUCAAUGGGAAUAUCACAAGGACAAGCACGAAUGGAACAAUAAUUUGGUCUUCGUUCACGGCCAGGAUCUAAAGUCUGAAAUGAACCGCUUCACUCUCAAGCAACACGUUAUUGCGGAUCAAGGAAACUUAAUUUUGGGCGCGUCCAACAAGAUCUCGUAUCCCGCUCUAAAACUGAAACUAGACAUCGGCGGCAAGUUCACGCCCGUUUCCGCCGAAGGCGAGAUUGAGAUUGCUUACGACAAGUUCAAGUUCGGUUCAGAACUAAAUUUCAAGCGGGACCCGAGCAAGAAGAACGAUUAUGAGGUUGAGUUCGAGGCUGAGCUCCUGCAGAACGGCAUCAAAUUGGAGUCCAAACGCACCACGAUCACUCCAUACAAGAGCAAAUACAAGAACAAGCUUGAGUUAACACCAGGAGGCAAGUAUGAUGCUGAAGUGACGAUCACAUUCAACCGCGAUAAGAACGUGAACUUCGAGUUGGACGGUGAUAUGAACCUGAACGGCAAGAAGGUCAAGGUCUUCGGCAAUCUAAAGGAUGAACGUCCGGCAAGCAUUCAGUCUCGAGCCUUCGUUACCGUAAACGACAUCAAGUACAUUGAUUUCCUACUGAAAAUGCAACAACAAAAUGGCAAACCGCAGGGUAAUUUGAAUUUGAAUAUGAAGAACUAUCUGAACAUGGUAGGACAGUUGUCGAUGCAAAACGACAAGGCUAACGCUCAGCUCGAGAUUGACUUGCUAAAGAUCCACCGGAAGAUCAAGGGUACCGGUGAUUUGACAGUGACCGGUACGCAACACGUCGGUAGCGUCGAACUGCUUUUCGACGCGGAGAAAGAUCCAAGCAAGCGUAUCAAACUGUCCACCGUGAGCGAUAUACAGAAAAAUGCUAUCGACUCAAAGAAUGUGAUCGAAGUGAUGAAUCACAAGAUGGAAGUGAACGGCAAGGGCAGUCUUGUCGGCACAUUCCACGAGGGCGAUUUGCUCCUGGAUAUGGACAUCACUCUGCCGGAUGGUCAUUACGUGGUCUACAAGCUCAAGCGCAACUCCGCCAAGAAAAACGACAAGUACGACGUCCACAUGAACAGCGACAUGGCGAUACACGAAUCCAAGGGCGGGCCAGCGCGUAAAAUCUCUUACAUCGUCGAUGCCAACAACGUCAACUUCAAAGACUCCACGUUCCAGAGUAACUGUCAAUUGAAUUACGUCAAUGUCAAUGGUGAUAACAUGCAAAUCGGCCUUCAACUGAAGAAUUUGCUCGGUACUGAUGGUCACAAGCAUCUCGUCGAAAUUGUUCUGGAUCUGACGGGAUCAUACAUGCCACGACCAUACAAUCUGCGUUAUAAGCAUAGCGAGCUCGACAGCGGCGAAAAGUCGUGCGACGUUGCUUCCUCCUUGGGCAAGGAUUUGCAAUUGAAGAGUUCCUCAAAUUACGUACCCGGCAAUCACGCCAACAAGCCCUGCACUUUGAACGGCAACACGGAGCUGAUAUUACCGUCCGAGAAAUUGCGUAACGUCAAACUCGACUACAAGCACAAAUGGCUGCGCCAACACGAGACGGGCGGUACCAUUGAUCUGGAGGGAUACACGACGCUCACUUACAACGACGAUAAAUCGAUCAAGAUCGAGGGAGCACUCAAAAACACUGGCAUUAAUGAUUGGGAACAUGCUCACGAGUGUGACAUAAAACUCAUGUUGUCGAUCCUCAAGCUGCCGCCUAUCACCUAUGAGGAUAGUUUCAAGUACGAACCUAGCGAGGACAAAGCGAAAAUUAUUUAUAAGACAAGUGUCAAGUACGAUCAGAAAGAAAUGACUCUCUCGGUUGAUCCUCUGACGUUUGACCGCGAGCUCUCGCACGUUGAACUAAAGGCCAAGGCUACCACCCCGUACAAGACAUUGCAACACAUCGACCUCGAUCUCAAGCAUGUGAGAGAAGGACAUGCGAGGAAGACCGAUAUGGCUAUCACCGCCGACGAUAAAAAGUACACAGCCAAGAGCGAAAUUCGCGACGGCAACGUUUCCCCUAUGAUCCACAUAAUUCUCACAUGCCCGAAAGGAAAGACCGAAUUGCUCUCCAAAUUCGAGCAGCUUGGCGACCACGAAUACACGGGUGAAUGGAAGGUCGAGACACCAUACGGCUUCGCCGUGGCCGAUGCGCACGUCGAUCUCGAGAGUCUCGACAAUUUCCUCAUCAACGUCAAUUUGGACAGCGACAAACUCAAGCAUCGUAAAAUUCACGCCGAAAUCGCUAACCAGCCCGCUGUCAAGAGCGGCAGGAAGAUAACGAUCACCGUCACCAGCGACGGCAAAAACAUCGUGACUGGAAGCACGAGCUACAAGAAGCACGACGAGGCCGGCAAAAUCACCGUCGAGGGUAACGGCAACCUCAAGAUAGGCGAGAACACGAGAAGCUCCUCCUUCCAGUACACUCGUCAGCAAUUGACUCGCGAGAAGGACGGCGAAGUCGGCGUGGCAAUCGUCCUGAACGCCAAGUUCGAUCCGGCGGCUAUCGUGGGCGAGCUCAAGCUCUCGAACAAGGAGAUUCUCGUUUUCAACAGCUACUGUGAGCAGAGCAAGGACUGUGCUCACGUUAAAUUGCAGUCGAGAUACGACACGGACAAAAAGACUUAUCUGAACCAUCAGAUAACCGUGGAAGUAGACUUAAAGAAAUUCAACGUGCCAGCUGAAUUUGGAUUAAAAACGAAUACCGAAUAUAGGGAGAAUAAACUGGAUCACUCCGCCAACUUGUAUUUGCACUCAUCGAAGGAUAAGUCUGAGUACAUCUACCGAUUCUACGUUCAUCCUAAGGAAAGCGCUGUCAUUUUGACCCUGCCCAAUCGCGAAUUGGUCGCUAUCAGCACAUUCGACUUGCCGAAAACGAAGCAAACCGGAGCAUUCAAAAUCGAUGCGUUCGUUUACUUGGACAGGAAGAACAAACCAUCCGAGAAGACUGGCCUGGUUGCUACCGGAGACGUUAAUAUUCAAAAGCAGAGCGGUUCCUUUAAUGGAGAGGUCAAAUUCAUAUAUCCAUCUCAGCCGAAGAACAUGGGAGUGAGCAGUAAAAUCCAUUACGGCGGUGAAAACCUGCUGGACGCAAACGUGGACAUCGACUUGUUCGCGAAGAGAGUGCAGAAAAUCAGCGUGACGGCAAAGGUGAAGAAGCAGGACAUCGAUAAUCAUGGCCACAAUAUCACUAGCGUGAUUGAAGUGAACAGCCAGGGACAGCAGCUCAAAGUCGACUUGAAAUCGCAUUUAGUGUACUCGAAGAAGGAACUUGGUUUCGGUAGCAUGCUGUCGUACAUGGACCAACAUAAGAAACCGAAGAACGUGGGAAUCCUGUUUUCUGUAAACCCCACGGAAGGAUACCUUCUCGUAACGUCGCCCAAUAAGGAUCUCAUCCGUGUCACCGCGAAAAUGGAGUUGCAGAAGAAUCUGCAGAAGCUUGAAGCUGAUGUAGCGAUCUUGGACAAUCAGCCUCUCGUGAUCGUUUCGGAGUUGCACGACUGGAACAACUUCAAAUACCAGGAAUACAGAACAGGUAAUCCCAAUACGAAAUUGAUCGUUAACGGACGUGUCGUGCUUGGACAACUGGCCGAGAUUCACGCCAAUGCCUUGAAGGAUGGAACGAAGAAUAACUUGUUCCACGUUUUGAUCCAUCUUGACGAAGAAAAGUUCUUGAAACCUGACUUUGGUUACAACAAGGAUAAUAUCAUGCACACAAUCGAGUUUUAUCGAAACCGAAACAACGAGUACAUGAAACAGCUCAAGGAGGCAUCCGUCGACAUUGGCAAUGAGGUAGAAACGGAGUUGAAAGAUCUUGUGGAGCAUUUAAAGAAGGCUCAACCAAACAUUAAGCCACUCAUGGAUUAUUACGAGGGUGAAUUAAAGAAGCUGAAGGAAGAGUUCCAGACAGAUCAAACCAUCAAGGACAUACAGGCCACUUUAGACAAACAUUUCGGAGCUUUCAUCACCGCCGUACAGGACAUCCUGGUACAGAUAACCAAGCAAUUGAACGAACUUCAGAAAGAAUACAACGAGAUAAUCCCCAAGAUCCGGGAAGCGUGGAAUGCAAUCUCUCCCCAACUGAAGGAAUCUUACGAGAAAAUAGCCCACGUAGCUAUCAAGAUCCUCGAUAAUCUCGCCAAAGUCGCCAUUGCCUAUUUCAAGGUGUUGUUGGAUGUGAUUAAUGAGCACCAGAAGGAGCUGAAGGAAAUAGCGGUCAUGGCUUCGGAGAUUGCCCAGGACAUCGCAAAGAUCGUAUUCAAGGGUGCCGCGCAGAUCAGGAAGGAUGUCGAGGAAUUCGUCGAACUACUGAUCAAUCAGGCGAAGGCGCUGCCGAUCUACGAGUACCUGAAGGAGCAAUACCACGAGAUCACGAACUUCCGAAUUCCGGAGGGUGUACUGGCCUCCAUCGAAGAGCUCAGCAACUCCGUAAAGGUCAUGCUGCCAACCCAGGAGCUGCAGCAGCUCUUCAGCGACGUUUACGAGUACAUCAUAAAAUAUAUCAAGCACGAGAAAGUCGAUGACAACAACGAAAUCAAGAAGAUCUACCAUGAUGCACUCGAUGCUAUCGCGUCUAUCAUCAAACUUCUGGAGUCCAGCGGCACCUUGGACAGUCUGAUGGAAAGCGUAAUGGACAUUCAUCUACCCUUCGAGCUCGGAACAUUGGCGAAAUUACCAGGAAUCAGCAUGCCCCAGAUAUCUCUCAUCAAUCUGCUACAGAAUAACGAGCUUCCAACGCUCGCGGAUCUUUACUACACCUACAGGCCCACGUUGCUGCCUUCCGACAUCGUGGCUCCCUUCAGCAAGGUCGGCAUUGUCGUCGAUGGAGGACACUUCUUCACUUUUGACGGUAAUCACUUUGGCAUGGUUGGCGACUGCACGUACAUUUUGGCCCAAGACAUGCAAGAUGGCAAUUUCUCCGUCGUCGCGAACUUCAACAAAGGCACCCUGAUUAGCGUGACCGUUACGGAGCCCAAAGAGAGCAUCACGCUGAAGAACAAUGGCAAUAUCCUGGUGAAUAACAAGCCGGCCGAAUUCCCAGCCAGCACGAAGAACGUGCAUGCGUUCCUCAUCGACCCGACCGCGCACAUCAAGUCCGACUAUGGCGUGCACGUCACAUGCAGUUACAAAACACCUAUGCUCUGCACGGUCCGCGUGUCCGGCUUUUAUCAUGGAAAAUUACGUGGUCUCCUCGGCGACGGCAACAACGAGCACUACGACGAUUACAUGUUACCAUCUGGAAAGAUUACCGAGAGCGAGGCUGAAUUUGCCAACGGGUACAAACUGAAGCCCGAUUGCGCGGCUGUAAACGCAAUCGAUCACAAGACGCACCAGCGUAAUCCAACCUGCACUGACUACUUCACCGGCGAGAAAUCCACGUUGAAAAAGUGCUUCAGCUAUGUUAAUCCGACUGAUUACCGAGCAGCUUGCGACGUCGCUGCCAACGGAAACCCGCAAGGAGCUUGCUUGCUCGCCACCACCUACUACGCCGCUUGCUAUUAUAAGCGUGUUUCCGGAAUAAGCAUCCCAGCCACUUGCACAAAUUGCAAAGUUGGUGCGGAGACGAUCUCUGUCGGUGACGGCUUCAGCGUGAAGACCCCGAACAACCAAGCCGACAUUGUGGUGGUGAUCGAACAAGCCGCCCAGAACGAGAAAGUUUUCAAAGACCUGAUACCGACAUUGAUGACUGACCUGAGAGAAGAACUGAAACAGCAGGGCAUAACGGAUGUUCACAUCGGCCUGAUCGGUUAUGGCGAUCAUAUGAAGUGGCCGCAACACUACACUUCCGGCGGCAAUAUCAAUAUCGAGGGCGACGUGAAGAACAUGAAAUUCGAGCAGCCGAAGCCGAUUGUGACUCUCGAGGAGGCCAAGAAAGGUACCAAUGAGAAGAAGAUCGAAUACCUUGAGCAAAGGAUGAACAUAGAACUCGGUACUUUCAAAUUGACCGAUGCCUAUCAGGAAGCUAUCAACUAUCCGUACAGACCUGGCGCGGUCAAGGCUGUCGUCGGAGUCAUCGCUACCCCGUGCGAGAAGAGCCCGCUCCCCAUAUCGCUACAACAAUUACGAAUCCUAUUGGCACGAAUGGUGUAUGAACAAUUAGGAUUGACUUACUAUCACGUGUACUACCCCGGCGAGAUUCAAGUUUCUGAUAAACCUCAGAAGAACAUCGUUGGUUACGAUAGCCACAGCGCGUAUACAUUUGCCGACAACAAGAAGAAACCGCUGGGCGGAAACACCGAGCUCAGAAACAAUAUGGUCCUUCCCACCUCCGAUGUGUGUGCUGACUUCGCCUUGUUGUCCGGCGGAGCGGCGUUCAGUUCCAACAAUUUGGUGGACGCUAAACCGAAUCAGAAGAGACAAUUCGCACAGGUCACCGCCAGGAGGAUCGUCGAGGGUCUCAUGAAUGUCGAGAUCGAGAAGGAUUGCGUAUGCAAGCAGAGAUCUGACAGACUCCUUGCUCAAGCUCGUUGCAAGAUCGUAGGACGCAGAGAAAAGGAACCACUCGCGAGGCAAGUGAAGGGAGGAGUAAAGGGUUAAAGAAGCCACAGUACUGCGCCACACUACUAUUACUAAUUAAUUUAGAUGUAAUGUAUUUGUUACUUUGUUAUAAUAUCGCAAAAAACUUUUGAUAUAGGUGAUAAAUGAUAUUAUACAGUUGCAUCAUUCGCAGUACGUCGAUCACAGCCGCCGAGUACAGUGAGAAAAAGGUCAGAUGUCAGAUUCUAAUUGUCUCUCUCGCCACGAAUCCCUUCAUUUUUAUCUUUUUUUAGACAUAACGUAAACAUAUGUAUACAAAUUGUAAUGCAAACGUAAGACUAAAUUGGUGUACUAUUUAUCGAUGUACAACCAGCGAUCUUUUAUAGAGAGAAAUAAACGUUGAACACAUAUGCGUAA
Ooceraea biroi (clonal raider ant) is the source of this 10612-nucleotide messenger RNA. It is a transcript of the gene apolpp, whose product is annotated as retinoid- and fatty-acid binding glycoprotein apolipophorin. The record is from RefSeq and is a predicted model, not a curated record. Gene Ontology annotation, molecular function: lipid carrier activity. Gene Ontology annotation, biological process: lipid transport. Lineage: Eukaryota; Metazoa; Arthropoda; Insecta; Hymenoptera; Formicidae.